AUGCGAACCGGUUUAGCCUCCGGUGUAGCCUCCAUCCGAAACCUCUACAGAGCAGCUUAUAGAUCCAUCUCCAGAAAAUGGCAAAAAUUUAAGAAGAAAUCGGCUUCCGAUGAAGAACCCAAAGUUGAUCAAGUCCAUAAGGUUGUUCCUGUUGAGGAGGAGGGCAAGGAUGCUUCAACCCGAGACCAGAAAAGUAUGAAUGGACUUGAAUAUCAAAGCUUUGGAUACAACAGCCCAGCAAUGGGAGGAAAUGAUGCCGGUAGCCCUAAAUCUUCGACCAACUUCUUCAAGCACUCGAGCGUCGAUAAUUUGUUCAACAUGUCAUGUCAUAAUCUCUCAAGAUGUGGUACACGAUCUGCGAGUCACACCCCUUCACGUUCUCACAAAAAGAGGACGACUCGGAAAAGCUGCCCCGCCUCACCGGAAACCUCCACCUCAUCCGGGAGGAAAAGCUCUAACGACUCAGUUAGUACUACGCCGUUCUCAAGAAGUACUACACCCAUCUCCAAAAGCGGGCCUCUCUUGAAUUGCGAGAGCCGGAGGAGCACCACCAUCAUGUUUUCCAACUCCUCCGGCAUGUUGAAGCCCCCGGCCAUCGAGAAGCAGCUCGAGUGCACCUUGGAGGAGCUUUGCUUUGGAUGCAAUAAGAAGAUGAAGGUUACAAGGGUGGUUGUCAAAGACACCGGGCAAAUGGCUCAAGAGGAGGAAUUGGUAACGAUAAAUGUGAAGCCGGGAUGGAAGAAAGGAACGAAGAUUACAUUUGAAGGAUUGGGAAACGAGAGACCUGGUGCAUACCCAGCAGACAUAAUCUUUGUGAUCGCUGAGAAGAGGCACCCUUUGUUUGUAAAAGAAGGAGAUGACCUAGAGUUGACAGUAGAAAUCUCAUUGAUCCAGGCCCUUACUGGUUGCACAAUCUCAAUUCCUCUUCUGGGUGGAGAAAAUACGACAUUGACAAUCGAAGAUAUCAUAUACCCGGGCUACGAAAAGACCAUUCCACACCAAGGUAUGCCAAUCGCUAAGGGGGAAGGGAAGAGAGGAAAUCUGAAAGUCAUGUUCCUGGUUGAGUUCCCUACUUCUCUAACACAGGAGCAAAGAUCAGAUGUUGUUACUAUUUUAGAGGACUCUUGA
Molecule: messenger RNA, 1128 nt
Organism: Fragaria vesca subsp. vesca
Lineage: Eukaryota; Viridiplantae; Streptophyta; Magnoliopsida; Rosales; Rosaceae
Product: dnaJ homolog subfamily B member 4-like
Exons: 3
Coding region: 1-1128 (375 amino acids)
Cellular component (GO): cytosol
Molecular function (GO): protein-folding chaperone binding
Source: RefSeq, a predicted model, not a curated record